AGUACAGGCUGCUGAAUCGCGUCUACUCGCUUCCCGCAAGGUCAAGUGCGAGCGUCCAAGUCAUUGCUCCUCCUGUGCGCGCAUACCUACUUGCGCAGCGCACCUAGUGCUAUUACAAUCGGUGAUCGGUGUUCUUUACUCGCGUAGGAAGAUGCUUCGGAGACAACUUGUUUUGGCGUGCCUGUUCUGCUGGGCCGCGCGAACAACGGCCAGCAGCGACGACCGGUUCAUCAAGAAAUACGCAAUGAUGAAGAUUUAUGAAAGUUGUUUUGGUCCAGAGGUAGUAAAACAAAUUCGACAAGAAAUGAAGGACGCAUAUGCAAAAUGUUCUGCACCGCCAUCUUUCGAUGCGCAACCGAACUUGCAUCUCCCGCCGUCGGUGCUCUUGGGGAAACUGCCGCCCGGCUUUGCCAUGGACCCGAGCUCGCAAACCAUCACUAAGCCCACAGAUGGCGCUAUACACAACCAGGAGAAUGAUUUGCCAAAUCAAGACUCGCAUUCUCUUAAAGGGUCGCCUCUAGGAGGGGUCCUUGCAUUUAGACCACAUGGGUCGCAGUUUCCUCAGCAGCAGCCGGCCGUGCCCCCGUACAUGAUGCCCGGCAGUCCUCAGUUCAGACCGUUUAGCCCUGCGACACCUUUCUACCAAUUCCCUUACGGCGCGCCCGGUCUAUUCUACCCCCCGGGAAUGCCGUCGUAUAAUCCCUACGCGUACCAACAACAAUAUCCGCAAGGCUUUUAUCAGCAACCGGGUUACUUUGGAUCUAAUAGAAUGUCGCGAGAGUUGGACAUCCGCGACAGACUGGAUUUAAUCUCGCGCACCGGCGGAGCGGGCCCGGCGGGGUCGAGCGGUGGUCGCGUGCGCAACAUCACGUGCGUCAUGCAGGAGCUGGGCUACAUCGACCACAACCUCGAGCCCAACUACGAGCAGAUCACGCAGCGCAUCGCCAACCUGCCCGUCUCUAGCGAGCUUAAGGGCGACAUUCAAGACGGCCUGCAGUUCUGCCAGAAGUUCUCGCAAUGCGUCCCAGACACUAAGCGAGACGUGGCGCCACUGUCCCAAGAACUGAUCAAGCCCAUGUUCUUCUUCCGCUGCUACAAGCACAAGAAGUUGGAGGCGUGCAUCAUGAAGGACAUUCGGGAACGUUUCACCAGCGAGGAUGAGUUAGACACCGACACUGAUUUUAGGUCGCUGUCGCGCUCGGCACGCGCGACGCGGGCCCGCGACGAGCCGCUGCCCGACCCUCGCUUCGACGCCCUCGACGAGAUGGCAGUCUACCUCUACGACUAUCUCAGUGGAGGCAACGGAUUCGACUUUGAUCUCUACAUGUAAUGCUGACAAACUGCCGCUGAUUCUCCACAGUCUCGUGAUAACAGCCUUUAAAACCUUGAUUCGAUAUAAAGUCGUGCAUUCAAACUUCA
Cydia fagiglandana is the source of this 1419-nucleotide messenger RNA. RefSeq lists its product as uncharacterized. The record is from RefSeq and is a predicted model, not a curated record. Bases 152 to 1330 code for a protein of 392 amino acids. NCBI's taxonomy places the organism in Eukaryota, Metazoa, Arthropoda, Insecta, Lepidoptera, Tortricidae. The transcript has 8 exons.